Molecule: messenger RNA, 426 nt
Organism: Trypanosoma theileri
Lineage: Eukaryota; Euglenozoa; Kinetoplastea; Trypanosomatida; Trypanosomatidae
Exons: 1
Source: RefSeq, a predicted model, not a curated record
GCACCACAAGAACACCAAGGAUCAGCGAAUACUACAGAGGAUCACCGUGCACCUGGUGACUCUAAUACUACCCAGGAGCCAUCUCCUGAAGGUGCGACUUCCACAGAUGGUUCACAAGAGAAUACCAAUACUGACUCAACGACAACCACCACCACAACAACAAUAACAACAUUUCCUCCUGCCAACGCAGUCUCUGAAGGAAAUGGCGAUGCUUCUGCAGCCACCACCAACAACAUUAACAGCGAAGCACCAACCAACUCUUCAUCUCCAUCUCCUGUACCUAACGCAAAGAUCAGCACCAACACCAUCGCUCCCACUAUGCAGAACAAUAAGGGUAACGCUGACAGCAGUGUCAGUCCUGUGUGGAUGCGCACUGCAGCACCGCUACUGAUUGUGGCGUUGUUGUUCUCUGCCACUGUGUACUGA